AUGAUCGUCUUUUUGUCGAUUUGUUUUACAUCUGCACAACAAUGUGAUCAACCUGAGAAGAAUGCGCGAUUCAACUGUCAUCCCGAAUCUUCGCCGUCAUCCGAAAAAUGCUUAGCACGCCGUUGUUGUUGGCAACCAAUGAACUCGACCUUGUCCGAUGAAAACGUACCAUCAUGUUAUUAUCCACGAGAUUUUCCGACAUAUCGCGUCAUAAGUAGUGAACCAACAUCGUUUGGUCAACGUUUAAUCAUUAUGAAACCACAAUCGACUUAUAUGCCAAAUGAAAUUCUGAAUUUAACUGUUGAUCUUUUCUAUGAAACAACCCAGCGGUUUCGUUUACGGAUUUAUGAUUCAACCAACAAACGCUACGAAGUACCAUUGCAAGUACCAGUAGUUCAAACAAAAGCGAAUGCGACUGAUUACGAUGUUUCAAUUACUCAAAUGCCUUUCGCUAUUCUUGUCAAACGAAGAUCGACUGGUGUGAUCAUAUUCGAUUCAAGUGUAUCACCGUUGAUAUACGCUGAUCAAUUCAUCAGAUUUUCGAGCGUCUUAUCCAGUCCAUAUCUCUAUGGUCUUGGAGAACAUCGCCAAGCACUUCUGAUUAACGUUACAAAUCAAUGGAAAACACUGCCAUUCUGGACUCGUGAUACGCCACCAGUAGAAAAUAAUAAUCUCUAUGGUGUUCAUCCAUUUCAUAUCAAUGUGGAAAGAACAAAUGAGACACCAGUGAAUUUUCACGGACAGUUCUUGCUUAACUCAAAUGCAAUGGAUAUAGACCUUCAACCGCUACCAGCCAUUACAUAUUUAACCACGGGUGGCAUUAUUGAUUUAUACUUGUUUACGGGACCAACUGCUACAGAUGUUAUUCAACAGUAUUGGGAUGUCAUUGGCAAACCAACACUGCCACCUUAUUGGUCACUAGGCUUUCACUUAUGUCGCUACGAUUACCACACUAUUGAUAAUUUACGAAACGUCAUCAAAAGAAUGAGUGAUGCCCAAUUUCCAUACGACGUUCAAUGGACAGAUAUUGAUGCGAUGUCAUCACAUUUGGAUUUUACUUACGAUGAAGUCCUAUUCAAUGGCUUACCUGAUCUUGUUCGUUCGUUGAGAUCGGAAGGUAAACAUUACGUUAAUAUCAUCGAUCCUGGGAUUAGUUCAACUCAACCUGCUGGUACUUAUCCACCGUAUGAUGAUGGUUUGAGAAGAGAAAUCUUCGUAAAGAAAUUCAACUCAAGUGACCCAAUUAUUGGAAAAGUUUGGCCAGGUACAAGUUAUGAGAUAUUUACACUUCUGAAUGCUAUUUUCAAAUCUAUAGGUUGGACGGCAUUUCCCGAUUUUACAAAUGAAAAUUCAGUGGAAUGGUGGACAAAUAUCGCUGGCACGUUUCAUGAAACUAUCCCUUUCGAUGGAAUUUGGCUUGAUAUGAACGAACCGUCCAAUUUUGUUGACGGAUCUCAGCAAGGUUGUACUAAUACAACAUUGGACAAUCCUCCAUUUGUUCCGCACGUUCUCGGAGGCAAGCUGAGCGCAAGUACAGUAUGCCCAUCGGCGCAACAUGCUCUUUCUUCUCAUUAUAAUCUACACAAUAUUGCAUUGAAAGCAAUUCGAGGUAAACGACCAUUCAUUCUGUCACGUUCGUCAUUUGCUGGUUCUGGUCAAUAUACUGCACACUGGACUGGGGACAAUAAAUCAACAUUCAAAGAUAUGUAUUUCUCCAUUUCAGCCAUUCUCAGUUUUAAUAUGUUUGGUCUGACCAAUGUCGGUGCUGAUAUAUGUGGUUUUGGAUUAGACACAACGGAAGAAUUGUGUACACGAUGGAUGCAGUUAGGUGCAUUCUAUCCAUUUAUGAGAAAUCAUAAUGCUGGAAAGGAUCAAGAUCCAGCUGUGUUCUCCUGGACAGCUCAACAGAUCAUGAAGCAAGCAGUGCUCAUGCGAUACUCGUUGACACCAUUCUGGUACACACUCCAUUAUCAAGCGACAGUAUCAUCGAAAACGCUAAUACAACCUCUUCAUUUCGAAUUUUCUGAUGAUGAAAAUACAUUGGGUAUCGAUCAACAAUUCCUUCUCGGACGUGCUAUUCUUGUUUCACCAAAUCUUAUCUCGAACACGACGACAGUUAAUGCUUAUUUUCCUCGUGAUAUCUGGUAUCAGUACCCAUCGGGUGAAAAAGUCGAGUUCGUCGGUGUAUUUGCAAAUCUUGAUGCUCCUUUGGACAAGAUAAAUGUUCAUAUUCGAGGUGGCUUCAUUAUUCCGAUGCAAAUACCUGGUGAUAAUUUGAUGUUAAGUCGUGGAAAUCCAUUUAUUUUAAUCGUGGCAUUGUCGUCAUUCAAAAAUGCGACUGGAAAUUUAUUUUGGGAUGAUGGAGAUUCGAUUGAAACGAAAAUCUAUAACUACUUUGAAUUUUCGUCCGUUGAAAAUACGUUGACAAUCAAUGCAACCGUAACCAAUUACAGAGAUUCACCAAUGCGUUUAGAACUUGUCCGAAUUUUUGGUGUUAAUCAAUCAGUUACAGACGUUAUUGUCAAUGGAAAAGAACAUAUCGACUUCUUUCACAAUAUUUCUGAUCAAGUUUUAGUGAUCUAUGCUCUCGAUUUAGCCAUGAUCGAGCAGACUAUUCAAACCAUCCGAUGGAUAACAAUGAAAUAG
Molecule: messenger RNA, 2646 nt
Organism: Adineta ricciae
Lineage: Eukaryota; Metazoa; Rotifera; Eurotatoria; Adinetida; Adinetidae
Source: the annotation of a GenBank genome assembly